GGCUGUAUGGUACGUGUAUAUACGGUGAUUUGCGCACGUGUGCCUUUAGACGUGUCAGUGUACAUCGGUUUGGUUGCGAAGGGGGGAUAGGGACGAAGGGGAGGUAUAUCGCUACGAGGAGGAGUGGGGGAAAGAGGCGACGGAACCGCGCGCUCCGCGGCCUCCCACGACGUGGAUCGUCAUUCCUAGCCGAGUCUUUUCGACGCUCGCGACGACGCUUCUCCAGCCCGGCACAAUCAAAACGAUCCUCUCACCGAACGCACUCGACUAAUACCUUCACGCCUCCGAUGUACGCUUGUGCAGAAACGACACGGUCCUCCGCGUUGUAACAGCGUGCCGUUUGCUUUCGGUGGCUCCUGCCCUAGUGUCAAUCCAAAGGAAAAAAGAAAAAAGAGAAACGAGAGUCACGUCACAAUUCGAUCUUUCCUCCAGUGCUACUCAACACCCUAACCCCCCCACUCCUUGGAAGCUUCGCCUAUUCACCACUCGGUCUCCCACCCUCGGGGAUCCUUUUAGUCUGGUCACAUCCCCCGUGAGAGAGAGACGCACAGGCAAGGAGAAAGCGUAGAAGAAAGCCGUGAAAGAAAGGAGGAGGAUCAGUGCGAGCACGUCCGUCGACGGGGUCGAUUCAGAUUGUUCAGAGUACAUACGACACACGCGAGGAGAGAACGAUUUUCGUUCAGACCGCCAAAAGUGAAUCCCGACGAUCCAGAACAGGAGGAGCAGAAGUUCGACAGCUGAGAAACUAGCUCGUUCGGAGCGCGAGAAUAAACGCGCACACAGCUUACCAGAGGCGCUCUUUGCGAUAUCGACAACGAUCGAUCGUGACUUCUUUUAACGAGGAUGUCGCACAAGAUGCAGAAUCAGGGACCGCCGGUUCACGGGGGCAAGUUUCAGAGAACACCAAUGCGCCCAAUGAUAGCAGAAUACGACCCAAAGAAGCACGGUGUGAAAACAGAAGUGUCAGACAUGGUUCUUGUCAAAUACAAGUGCGAGAAAAAUGAGGUACCAAUUACCGUCACGAACGGCUCGACGUUACCGCUCGUGGAACGACCGAACGACGAGGAAGCGGCCCUUUACAAUCCGUUCGAGCACAGGAAGUUGGCCCAUCCAACGUCUGACCUGGACACGCUGAUACAUCUGUUGAAAGGAAGCCUGGGAACUGGUAUUCUAGCGAUGCCAAUGGCCUUUCGUAACGCCGGCCUGCUCUUUGGUCUGUUCGCCACGUUCUUCAUUGGAGCUGUUUGCACCUAUUGUGUGCAUAUACUGGUGAAAUGCGCGCAUAAUCUGUGCAGGCGGACACAGACGCCAAGUUUGGGCUUCGCUGAUGUCGCGGAAGCUGCCUUCUUGGUCGGUCCUGAGCCUGUGCAGAAGUAUGCUCGCCUGGCAAAAGCGACGAUCAAUUCGUUCCUAGUGAUCGAUCUGAUUGGUUGCUGCUGCGUGUACAUCGUGUUCAUCUCGACCAACAUCAAAGGGGUGGUCGAUUAUUACACGGAGACUGACCGUGAUGUCCGGUAUUUCAUGGCGGCGCUACUGCCACUGUUGAUAAUCUUCUCCCUCGUGAGGAACCUGAAAUACCUGGCGCCGUUCUCUAUGGUCGCGAACGUGUUAAUCGCCACUGGAAUGGGUAUCACGUUCUACUACAUUUUCAGCGAUCUGCCCAGUAUUAGCGAUUUGCCAAACUUCUCCAGCUGGUCUAAGUUACCUUUGUUCUUCGGCACUGCGAUCUUUGCCCUCGAAGGCAUCGGCGUAGUGAUGCCUCUCGAGAACAACAUGAAAACGCCCACGCACUUCAUCGGUUGCCCGGGCGUUCUUAACACCGGUAUGUUCUUCGUGGUACUUCUCUACAGCACUACAGGUUUCUUCGGCUACUGGCGAUACGGCGAGGAUACGAAAGCUUCCAUCACCUUGAACCCCGUGCAAAGCGACGUCUUGGCUCAAGCGGCUAAAGUGAUGAUCGCCGUCGCUAUAUUCCUCACGUACGGCCUUCAAUUCUACGUCCCGAUGGAGAUCAUCUGGAAGAAUUUGAAGCAGUAUUUCGGCUCGAGGAAACUUCUCGCCGAGUACACGAUCCGUAUCAUAAUGGUGAUCUUCACGGUGGGCGUGGCUAUAGCCAUUCCAAAUUUGGGCCCGUUCAUCUCUCUGGUAGGCGCUGUAUGCCUAUCCACGUUGGGACUUAUGUUCCCUUCCGUGAUCGAGUUGGUCACAGUGUGGGAACAGGAGAACGGUUUGGGAACGUGUUACUGGAGGCUCUGGAAGAAUUUAGCUAUUAUAGCGUUCGGUGUGCUCGGUUUCCUAACCGGCACAUACGCGAGUAUCUACGAGAUCCUCGAGGAGGACAAAUGAAGCACCGGGUUCGAAGGAGCUGCGGUGCGACGGAAUAAUCGCUCAGCGCGUACCACAGAUGCCGGCGUGUUGUUGGACACCUUCCACGCUCUCGUCGAGCGGGCCCGUCUAGCGGGACGACGACGACGACGACCAUAACCACCAGGAGGGUGAUGCCGCCGCCGCUGGGCCAGCUAGCCAGCGCGCGAGGUCACGCGGCCACGCGAGCUCCGAACUUCUCAGCUUCGUCUCGCUCCUUCUCUUCAUCACCUUUUUGUUUCUAUAUCUCUAUCUCUAUCUCUCCAUGCAUGAGACGCAGCACGACGACUGUAACGAACGACGAAAACGUCUCUAUUACGCGUAGAAUCAGGCCCCACGAUUGACCCAGAGAAUUUUUUUCUUCUUUUUUUUUCGUUUGUUUUAUUCUAUUCUUCUUUUUGUACGUUCUUCGAUCUUGUUCUUCUUGUAAGAACGCAACCAGCGGCGAAGUUCGAUCGUGUUACGACAAUGAAAGGAGUUCGUGUAUAGGAAAAUA
This is a messenger RNA of Habropoda laboriosa, 2860 nucleotides long. Its product is annotated as proton-coupled amino acid transporter-like protein pathetic. Gene Ontology annotation, cellular component: vacuolar membrane. NCBI's taxonomy places the organism in Eukaryota, Metazoa, Arthropoda, Insecta, Hymenoptera, Apidae. Bases 844 to 2346 code for a protein of 500 amino acids. The record is from RefSeq and is a predicted model, not a curated record. Gene Ontology annotation, biological process: amino acid transmembrane transport. Gene Ontology annotation, molecular function: amino acid transmembrane transporter activity. The transcript is spliced from 6 exons.